CAGGAGUUUCCCACAAUGCAGCGCGGCGCGCUGUCCCCGGUGCUGAUGCUCAGCGCUGCCCCGGAGCCUCCACCGCGCCCGCCUCCCGCCCUCUCCCCGCCGGGCCCCGGUUCAGCGCCUCGCCAUGGCUCAGCUCGGUCGGGUCCUGCCCCAGAGCCGUCUGGGGGCCUGGCCACGGCGCUCGACAGCAGCCUGCGGGCCGCCGUGGCGUUCAAGACGGAGGGUCAGCGCUGCUACCGAGAGAAGAAGUUCCGAGAAGCCAUUGGCAAGUACCAUCGAGCACUGCUUCAGCUGAAGGCGGCUCAGGGGGCUCGCCCCGGCGGCCUGCCCGCCCCCUCCCCAGGGCCCCCCACCAGCCCGGGGCCCGCCCGCCUCAGCGAGGAGCAGCGGCGCCUGGUGGAGAACACGGAGGUUGAAUGUUACGACUCCCUUACUGCUUGCCUCCUGCAGUCGGAGCUGGUGAACUACGAACGCGUGCGUGAGUACUGUCUCAAGGUGCUGGAGAAACAGCAGGGCAACUUCAAGGCCACCUAUCGUGCUGGCAUUGCCUUCUACCACCUGGGUGACUAUGCGCGUGCGCUGCGCUACCUGCAGGACGCCCGCAGCCGGGAGCCCACAGACACCAACGUUCUCCGCUACAUCCAGCUGACUCAGUUGAAGAUGAACCGAUGUAGCCUGCAGAGGGAAGACAGUGAUGGGGGGACUGGAGGCCCAGCUCGGAAUGUUCUGGGCUGAGGCCAAGAGGCAGCUCUACCCUAUUCCUUCCAACCUCACCAGGCAACUUCCCCUGGCUCAUGCGUUUACUGGUAAAGCGCCCGUCACUGCUGUCUCCUUGGUGUGGUCUUAUUUUGGGAAUGAAAGAGGGAUCCAU
Molecule: messenger RNA, 871 nt
Organism: Acomys russatus (golden spiny mouse)
Lineage: Eukaryota; Metazoa; Chordata; Mammalia; Rodentia; Muridae
Gene: Ttc9b
Product: tetratricopeptide repeat domain 9B
Exons: 3
Coding region: 16-735 (239 amino acids)
Molecular function (GO): protein binding
Source: RefSeq, a predicted model, not a curated record